Molecule: messenger RNA, 963 nt
Organism: Clavispora lusitaniae ATCC 42720
Lineage: Eukaryota; Fungi; Ascomycota; Pichiomycetes; Serinales; Metschnikowiaceae
Source: RefSeq, a predicted model, not a curated record
AUGGGCGAAACAAAGAGCAAUUUCCAGGUCCAUGAGAUUGCGCUCGCUUCGAGCCACAGCUCUUGUGGCACGAACAACGACAGAAGAACUGCCAGUGCUGACGAAAAAAGCCGUCGCAACGCUCCGCCGCGCGCCUCGGUUUUUCUAUUCGCUUCGGCCAGCGACUGGGCGUUUUUUGUCCCCGGAAGCAUUUUCAUUGUGAUUGCUGCCAUGGCAUCGCCCCUCCAAACGUAUCUCUACGGCAAGCUUUUCGAAUACCUAGCACAUUUUGUGGCGGGCCGCAUUUCGCUGGGACAAUUUUUGAGCCGCUCUCGCGUCAUCUGCGGCGCAGUCAUCGGUAUGGGCGCCGCCCGCAUGCUUUGUACAUGGGCAGGCGCGGCGUUGUGGCUUCUUGCAGGCGAGAGGCAGCAAGACAGAGCGCGCCGCGCCAUUUUCCGCACUCUUGUUGCGCGGCCCAUGGCUUGGUUUGACGCCCGCAACACACUAAUGGGAGAAAUGGCCCAAGUGUGCCGCAGCAUCGAGGAGGUGCGUGCGGCCGCUUCAUUAAACACGGCGCUGCUCAUCUCCGAAGCGGCUGGAGUCACUUUUCUUUUCGCCAUGGCCAUGGUUUCGCUGUGGCGUUUGACACUUGUGGUGAUGGCGCUGGCGCCUGUUAUGGCUGUGUGCAGCGGGGUGUUUGGGCGCCAGACUUUUGUUCAUGCUGAAGCCGAGAACCGAGCCAGUGCGCGGGCGUCGCAUAUUUUGGACUGGGAGUUCGCGCAGGGCGAUCUAGUGCGGACUCUCAACGGGCGCGACGCCGACGCCGCUCCGGUUUUCCCGCGCAGUGGAAUGUUCGCGGGCCGCGUUUGUUCGCAUGGCCGCGGCCAUGUGUGCCAACGGCGCCAUCCUUCGCAUGUUGGGCAAUCUUCUCUUCGUCCAGGGUUUCUGGUAUGGCCAUCACUUGGUUUCAGAAGGAAACCUUAA